AUGCAAGUUAACAUAAAUGCCAUAGCUGUACCUGCGUUACUUCGAAUUGCUUGCCCGGCGAACAAGGUCCUUAUUCUUUCUUCCUCCAAUGGGCUGGACGUAUCUGCCUUGUAA
Messenger RNA from Blumeria graminis f. sp. triticale, 114 nucleotides. Lineage: Eukaryota; Fungi; Ascomycota; Leotiomycetes; Helotiales; Erysiphaceae. The record is from the annotation of a GenBank genome assembly.